Molecule: messenger RNA, 918 nt
Organism: Hirsutella rhossiliensis
Lineage: Eukaryota; Fungi; Ascomycota; Sordariomycetes; Hypocreales; Ophiocordycipitaceae
Product: rRNA-processing protein efg1 domain-containing protein
Exons: 2
Coding region: 1-918 (305 amino acids)
Biological process (GO): maturation of SSU-rRNA from tricistronic rRNA transcript (SSU-rRNA, 5.8S rRNA, LSU-rRNA)
Cellular component (GO): nucleolus; preribosome, small subunit precursor
Source: RefSeq, a predicted model, not a curated record
AUGGGAAUCAAGAGACCCUUUGCCGAAGUGGGCUCGCGAGGGGCAGACGACGACAACGGGGCCGACCCAUCAUCCUUGGACAACACCAAGCGACGGAAGCAGCUGGGGAAAGCCAAGCACAAGGCCCGGCAGGGUACCUCCGAGUUUUCAAAGAAACGUGCCCGAAACAUCCAAAGACUGUUGCAGCGCAAGCAGGACUUGCCCGCCAACGUCGUCAAUGACCUCGAGCGGGAGCUGGAGGCCCACAAGGCGGACCUCGACGACAAGGCCUUCCAGAGGAAGCGGAGCGCCAUGAUUGCUAAAUAUCACAUGGUUCGAUUCUUCGAGCGAAGAAAGGCAUCGCGGCUCGUCAAGCAACUCAAACGCCAAAUGGAACAGACGCCCGAAUCCGACGACACGGACCGGCUGAAGCAAGACCUACAUACUGCCGAGGUUGAUGAAGCGUACACUCUCUAUUUUCCUCAUUUAGAGUCAUAUGUCAGCCUCUACGGCAGCGCCCUGUCGGCGGAAGCAGAUGAGGGUGGCAGCAAGACGCCUUCCGCAAAGGUGUCACUGAGAGCCGAAAGGCCGCCAAUGUGGUCUGUCGUCGAGAGAACCUUGGCAGAGGGACCAGAGGCUCUAAGGAGGCUACGGGAGGCGAAGCCGGCAGGCGGCAAGGCAGUGGAGAAGACGCCGAAGCGUCAGCAGCUCAAGGUCUCUGCGACAGCGUCCAACGCCGGGGGACCGCCGCCGCCGCAGAAGCAACAUAAAGAGAAGGGGCCGUCCAGAAAAGACGGCAAGACUGGCGUGCCAAGUACCAAGGACGGCGCCGCGCCACAGCUCAAUCGCCGAGAGAGGAGACGGCUUAUGCAUCAGGCCAAGGCCGCGACUGAGGACGAGGACGGCGAGGACGGCGGCGGCUUUUUCGAGGACAUGUAA